Molecule: messenger RNA, 402 nt
Organism: Staurois parvus
Lineage: Eukaryota; Metazoa; Chordata; Amphibia; Anura; Ranidae
Source: the annotation of a GenBank genome assembly
GCCAAGGAGGUGCAGAAUGGACUAGAAGGCUGUAUACAGGGCCUCCGUCUAGGUGAGACAUCGAGUGGGAUCACUUUGCCCAAACCCAGCAACAUCGUAAAUGUUAAAACCGGCUGUAGCGUGCAAAGUGCGUGUGAUCCCAACCCGUGUCUGGGGAACAGCUCGUGCGUGGACACAUGGCUGGGCCAUACUUGUGUCUGCAACCCAGGUUAUUUUGGGGAGAAUUGUGUGGACAUUUGCCAGCUGAAUCCAUGUGAGAAUAAGGGGCUGUGCCGCCAUCAACCGAAUUCCCCCCUGGGUUAUACCUGUGAGUGUACGGGGCACCACUAUGGAAGAUACUGCGAGCACAGAAUGGAUCACCAGUGUCCCAAAGGUUGGUGGGGGAAUCGAACCUGCGGACCG